Messenger RNA from Cyprinodon variegatus (sheepshead minnow), 2053 nucleotides. RefSeq names its product dynein light chain 2, cytoplasmic (gene dynll2a). Gene Ontology annotation, biological process: microtubule-based process; cilium assembly. Lineage: Eukaryota; Metazoa; Chordata; Actinopteri; Cyprinodontiformes; Cyprinodontidae. Gene Ontology annotation, cellular component: cytoplasmic dynein complex. The transcript is spliced from 3 exons. The record is from RefSeq and is a predicted model, not a curated record. Bases 178 to 447 code for a protein of 89 amino acids. Gene Ontology annotation, molecular function: dynein intermediate chain binding; dynein light intermediate chain binding.
AGCGCAGAGCCAACCUACCUUCAACGCUUAUUGUGUAAAUCUUAAAAAAAAAAAAAAACAAUUAGCAGCAGCAUCAUCUCAACCUUCCAACACCGACUCUUUAAAAUAAACAUUUCCAACACAAGGAUCCUUUUUUUUCCUCCAUCAGAGGCGCAGGAAAAGCAAGCAGCCUGAACCAUGACUGACAGAAAAGCAGUGAUCAAGAACGCGGACAUGUCGGAGGACAUGCAGCAGGACGCAGUGGACUGUGCCACCCAGGCCAUGGAGAAGUACAACAUAGAGAAGGACAUAGCUGCCUACAUCAAAAAGGAGUUUGACAAGAAGUACAACCCAACCUGGCACUGCAUCGUUGGGAGGAACUUUGGCAGCUACGUCACUCACGAGACAAAGCAUUUUAUCUACUUUUACUUGGGCCAAGUGGCCAUUUUGCUCUUCAAGUCUGGCUGAGUUUCCGAUGAGUGUCGAGGAGUUUUUCCUCCCUGAAACCUAAAUUGGAAAUGCACUGGUGGCUGAUGUCUCCCAUACACUUAUGACAUACCAUAACGAUGCAAAAUCUGCCGUGCGCCACUGCAUGGACUAUACACUUAUAUAAUAUGUAUGUUACAGUAAGUUUACUUUUCGAUAGUUGCCAUUUGAAUGCAACUGAAGUAGUUUUUGUUGAUUCUAGGUUGUGAAAGAUUUCAAUGUGGCCCUUGAUUGUAUAAUAAAGGAAAGCUCUAGAAUGUAGUGGUUCAUCUGCUUUCCUUCAUGAGACAUUGCCAGACCUUAUUAGAUAGUAACGACAAACCUUGUGCACGACCAUUCAUCUUAAGAUCAUCGUAGGGAAAGUUGACCAAGGUGGGAAAAAAUCUUUUCAGUUACUGAUUUGUUGGAAAAUCUGUCACCCUGACCAAACGAGAUACAAAUCCUCUUAUGUGUUUCUUUAAUUUGUUAAACCUCUAGCUGAGGGUGAAACUUAGCAGCCGCGUUCAGAAAAGAUGUCACAUUGCCGAACACACUUUACACUCUGGAAGAGGCGCAAGUGCGUGUAGGCGUUUCUAGAAAGGUUUAGUUUGUCAAAUCGUAAACUCACUGUGAAGGAUAGAGCAUUUAGGGCUCGCACAAACAGACCUUAGCCUGUAAUAUCCGUCUUAGAAGACUACAGACUGGUUGUCGUGGUUCUCCUACCUAGAUUUAUUUAUGAUCCUGUGUUACUGCAUGUUUGAAGGUUUAUUGCUCACAUUUCAUUUUCUUGCAUCAGAAUUCAAAGUAAAUCUCGUCUUGAAGGCAAAUAAUUAACAUUUUUAGCUUUCAGUCUUGGACAUCGCUGUAACGGUUCUUGUCCCAGUAAUUGCUAAUAUAGCAGGAUUAGAUGAAGCUCAAACUUAACAAGGCUGCCACCAUCUUUGUGUUGCAGAUGGUUGUGUUUUCUCUUGUGACUUGUGAUACUUUGAAACUUGCAGCACCUUAAGUUUUAGUUUUUGGUCGCCAGUGUUUUGCCAGACCAAGCAUUUUAAGUGUUGUGUCCUUAACAGAAGAACAACUGAGAGGAUAAUCUGUUACAAUUUCUUUUAAAACAUUUGGUUUUUAUUUUUUUAAUGUAAGUUUCAUUUGUUUUGUUUUUUUAGAAAAAGGCAAUGCACAAUUUUUGAAUUGAGGAUUUUUGGGAUUGGACAGAUUGGAGGGUUUUGGUCUGUGGGGGCGGAUAACACAACACAUUUCUUGCUGUGCAUAAAGACUGAAUGUUUACUGAGUUAUUGUCUCCCCAUUUGUCAGUUGUGGGUGAAAUGUUUAUCGACUCUUAGCUUGGAUUGAUUUUGUUGUCAUGGGACGUCUUCCUAAUUGUUGUCAAUGUAAACUGAUUUAGCGUUGUUUUCCUCUGGCAUGUAUUCUUUGCGAUGUCUGUGUAGGAGCCGUUCCAAUGCUGUUAAAUUUGCACAAAACUUGUGCCUGUCAUUGCUCUAAACUGUAACUGGCUUGAGUACAAUUGCACUUCAUUAGAUUUAUCCAGUAGGUUGCUACAGAACCAAAACUGUAUAAACCGGAUAAAAUAAAAAAACUCAUUGUUGACUUA